This is a messenger RNA of Abrus precatorius (Indian licorice), 2325 nucleotides long. RefSeq names its product probable beta-D-xylosidase 2. The transcript is spliced from 7 exons. Gene Ontology annotation, molecular function: alpha-L-arabinofuranosidase activity; xylan 1,4-beta-xylosidase activity. The record is from RefSeq and is a predicted model, not a curated record. NCBI's taxonomy places the organism in Eukaryota, Viridiplantae, Streptophyta, Magnoliopsida, Fabales, Fabaceae. Gene Ontology annotation, cellular component: plant-type cell wall. Gene Ontology annotation, biological process: xylan catabolic process; arabinan catabolic process. The coding region runs from base 1 to 2325 and encodes 774 amino acids.
AUGGCUACAACGUCCUCACCCCUCAUUGCGCUCUUCCUUCUGCUCCUUUUGGGGCUUUUCCGGCACAAUGGGGAGGCACGUGACCCAUUUGCAUGUUACCCAAAAGAUGGCACCACGAAGAACAUGCCAUUUUGCAAGGUGUCACUGGCGAUACCAGAGAGGGUAAAUGACCUCAUUGGAAGGUUGACAAUGGAAGAGAAGGUUAACCUUCUAGUGAACAAUGCCGCGGCGGUUCCAAGGCUUGGGAUCAAAGGCUAUGAGUGGUGGUCUGAAGCACUCCAUGGAGUUUCAAAUGUGGGUCCUGGAACCAAGUUUAAUGCCAAGUUCCCCGGUGCUACUAGCUUCCCUCAAGUCAUCACCACCGCUUCUUCCUUCAAUGCUUCUUUGUGGGAGGCAAUUGGACGGGUAGUCUCGGACGAAGCAAGGGCAAUGUACAACGGUGGAACAGCAGGGCUCACAUAUUGGAGCCCAAACGUUAACAUUUUCAGGGACCCAAGGUGGGGCCGUGGACAGGAAACUCCCGGUGAGGACCCUGUGCUAGCCGGUACAUAUGCUGCUAGUUACGUCAGAGGCCUACAGGGAACAGACCGUAACCGGUUGAAGGUUGCUGCUUGUUGCAAACACUUUACGGCUUACGACCUCGAUAAUUGGAAUGGCAUGGAUCGCUUCCACUUUAACGCGGAGGUGAGUAAACAGGACAUAGAGGACACAUUCGACGUGCCAUUCAGGAUGUGUGUGAACGAAGGGAAAGUAGCGAGUGUAAUGUGUUCUUAUAAUCAGGUCAAUGGAGUCCCCACUUGCGCUGACCCCAACCUCCUGAAGAGAACAGUUCGUGGGCAGUGGCAUCUUGAUGGGUACAUUGUAUCAGACUGUGACUCUGUCGGGGUGUUUUACGGUAACCAACACUAUACAUCAACGCCAGAAGAAGCUGCUGCCGAUGCCAUUAAAGCCGGUUUGGAUUUGGACUGUGGGCCUUUCCUAGGUUCGCACACGCAGGAAGCGGUGAAAAAAGGCUUGUUAAGCGAAGCUGAUGUGAAUGGUGCUUUGGUAAACACACUAACUGUCCAAAUGAGGUUAGGGAUGUUUGAUGGAGAGCCAUCGACUCAGGCAUAUGGCAACUUGGGCCCAAAAGAUGUGUGCAAACCGACCCAUCAAGAGCUCGCUCUCGAGGCUGCCAGACAAGGAAUUGUGCUCCUUAAGAAUGAUGGUCCCACUUUGCCUCUCUCCCCACAGCGUUACCGUACCUUGGCCGUCAUUGGGCCCAAUUCCAAUGCCACUGUUACAAUGAUUGGAAAUUAUGCGGGUAUUGCUUGCGGAUAUACCAGCCCCUUACAAGGAAUAGGAAGAUAUAGCCGGACUAUUCACCAGUUCGGUUGUGAAAAAGUUGCUUGUGCUAAUGACAAGCAGUUUGGGCCUGCGCUAAAUGCAGCCCGUCAAGCAGAUGCGACCGUCCUAGUGAUGGGCCUGGACCAGUCUAUUGAAGCUGAAACAAGGGACAGGGUUGGCUUGCUUUUACCUGGGCACCAACAAGACCUUGUUUCAAAAGUAGCAGCUGCCUCAAAAGGACCAACUAUUUUGGUCAUAAUGUCUGGUGGGCCUGUGGAUAUCACUUUUGCAAAGAAUGACCCUCGAGUUGUUGGCAUCUUGUGGGCUGGUUAUCCGGGCCAAGCUGGUGGUGCUGCCAUUGCAGAUUUACUGUUUGGAACGGCUAACCCGGGAGGCAAGCUUCCAGUGACAUGGUACCCACAGGAGUUCAUAAGAAACUUGUCAAUGACAAAUAUGGGAAUGAGAGCAAGCAAAUCAAAAGGAUACCCAGGAAGAACGUAUAGAUUCUACAAUGGGGCAGUGGUGUAUCCAUUUGGACAUGGAUUGAGUUACACACACUUUGUUCAUACAAUAGCAAGUGCCCCCACAGUGGUGUCAAUUCCCUUGAAUGGACACCGCCAUGCAAAUGUGACCAACUUUUCAAACAAAGCGAUUAGAGUGACACAUGCAAGGUGUGGGAAACUCUCGAUCACCCUUGAGGUGGACGUGAAGAAUGUGGGAUCAAGAGAUGGGACUCACACACUGUUAGUGUUCUCUGCUCCGCCAGCGGGUGCUGGGCAUUGGGCAUUAGAGAAGCAACUCGUGGCUUUUAAGAAGGUGCAUGUGCAUGGCAAGGCUGAGCAGAGAGUGAGAGUGAAUAUUCAUGUUUGCAAGCUCCUAAGUGUAGUGGAUAGGUCUGGGAUUAGGAGAAUCCCAAUGGGGGAACACAGUCUUCACAUUGGCGAUGUCAUACACUCCGUGUCACUUCAAGCUGCGGCACUUGGGAUUAUCAAGUCAUGA